CUUCACAGUUCUUCUUUUACGCACAUAAUCUCCAUUCCAAACUACUCUUUUGAUGAAACCAUGUCUCUUAAUUUUUUGUGCAUCAUUUUCUUCAGCACAAUCUCAAUUUCUUUCAAUUCUGCCGACGCUCAACCAGUAGAUUCACCAACACCAUCAUCAACCUGCAUUGGCAUAUUCUUAUCCUACUCUUACACUUCAGGCUAUCCCAUUCCACCAAUUAACCCACCCAACCAGCCUUACAGGUUCGAGUCCACGCUGACCAUUCUCAACAACGGCCUCGAUGAACUUAGGUCAUGGAGAGUUUUUGUUGGGUUUCAACAUGAAGAGGUUUUGGUUUCUGCAACUAAUGCUGUAUUAGCUGACGGGUCGUCUCUUCCUGCUUUUGUUGGUAACGGCACUGUUUUUUCCGGCUUCCCAAAGAGUGACCUUAAGUCUGCUGUUGAAACGGCUGGGGAUUUAAGCCAGAUGGAGGUUCAAAUCCGAUUGGUGGGUACUCAGUUUGGUGUUGGAGCUCCGAAUGUUCCCAUGCCCGGUAAUAUCUCUCUUGCUAAUGAUGGUUAUAGAUGUCUCAUUCCCACCUUUGAAGGGAACAAUCAGAUGAACGUAUGCUGCAUCAAAGAUCCAGGUUUUAAAACAAACAUCACAGUGGAAGACCAAGCUGGGGAUCUUGUCAUAAUGUAUGAUGUGAUCAGGUCGUAUGACACAAAUUACUGGGCACAAGUUUCAAUCUCCAAUUAUAACCCUCUCAGGCGCCUUGAUAAUUGGCAACUAAGCUGGGAGUGGAUGAGAGAAGAAUUUAUCUAUGCUAUGAAAGGAGCAUACCCUCUCGUUGUUGACACAUCAGAAUGCAUCUAUGGACCGCAAGGUCGGUAUUAUCAGGAUCUGGAUUUUUCAACAGCAUUGAAUUGUGAAAGAAGGCCUAUAAUUAUUGACCUGCCUCCAACAAGAGCAAAUGAUACAACUAUUGGGAAAGUUCCCUUCUGUUGUCGAAACGGGACAAUUCUGCCUAGUAAUGUGGAUCCUAGCAAAUCUACCUCAAUUUUCCUGAUGCAAGUUUACAAAAUGCCACCAGACCUCAACAGAACUGAGCUUUUUCCUCCCCAGAACUGGAAGAUCAAUGGCACACUAAAUCCGGAUUAUCAGUGUGAGUCUCCUGUUCAAGUGUUUCCAAGUAGAUUCCCGGAUUCAAGCGGGUUACCUACAGAAUCAACAGCAAUUGCUAGUUGGAAAGUGGUUUGCAACAUUACACAGCCCAAGCAGGGAACAGUGGCAAGAGUGACAAGUCCAAGAUGUUGUGUAUCGUUUUCAGCCUUCUUUAAUGAUUCUGCCAUUCCAUGUGGCACAUGCGCCUGUGGCUGCAAAAACAAUUCUAGUCAAACAUGCAGUGUUACUGACGCAGCUCUUCUUGUACGGCCUGAUAUUCUUCUUGUUCCCUUCGAGAAUCGUACAAUCGAAACUUUGGAGUGGUAUAAGACGAAAGGUUUUAGUGUUCCUAGUCAACUACCCUGUGGGGAUAACUGUGGAGUUAGCAUCAACUGGCAUUUAUUAUCAGAUCACAGUGAUGGCUGGACUGCAAGGAUUACUUUUUUUAACUGGGGUGAAACUGAUUUUCCUGACUGGUUCGCUGCGGUUCAGUUAGAUAAGGCAGUGUCAGGUUUAGAAGGAGUUUAUUCUAUCAAUGGCAGUGUGCUGCCUGGUUCCAAAAAUACAAUAUUCUUCCAGGGUUUUCCAGGCUCGAAUUAUCUAGUAGCAGAAACGGAUGGUGCCAACCCGAAAAAAAAUCCACGGCUUCCUGGAAAGCAGCAGUCAGUAAUUUCAUUUACAAAGAAGACAACCCCUAAUAUUCAUGUGGCUAAAGGAGAUGGAUUUCCAACAAAAGUAAUCUUUAACGGCGAGGAAUGUGCACUCCCCACACUGCUUCCAAUCAGUGGCAAUAAGGAGAAUUCUGCUAAUACACUUUUUCACCUUGUAACUGUUCUAGCUUUCUUGUUAAUGCACUGACUUCCUUGUUGAGUAUUCUUCUAGCUGCUCAAAAUUCUUAAAUUCAUUUUAGUGUUGUAACUGUACGU
This is a messenger RNA of Mangifera indica (mango), 2069 nucleotides long. RefSeq names its product COBRA-like protein 7. Gene Ontology annotation, biological process: cellulose microfibril organization. The record is from RefSeq and is a predicted model, not a curated record. The transcript has 2 exons. The coding region runs from base 61 to 2001 and encodes 646 amino acids. Lineage: Eukaryota; Viridiplantae; Streptophyta; Magnoliopsida; Sapindales; Anacardiaceae. Gene Ontology annotation, cellular component: membrane.